This is a messenger RNA of Anoplopoma fimbria (sablefish), 3743 nucleotides long. It is a transcript of the gene rnf152, whose product is annotated as ring finger protein 152. Gene Ontology annotation, cellular component: lysosome. The record is from RefSeq and is a predicted model, not a curated record. The transcript has 2 exons. Gene Ontology annotation, biological process: positive regulation of autophagy; protein polyubiquitination; apoptotic process. Gene Ontology annotation, molecular function: ubiquitin protein ligase activity. Bases 422 to 1069 code for a protein of 215 amino acids. Lineage: Eukaryota; Metazoa; Chordata; Actinopteri; Perciformes; Anoplopomatidae.
UAGAGCAGCAGUGGGAGGGCUGUUCUCUGGGUUUUCUCUCUCUGGUUUAAACAUAGGAGGAAAACAGAGAGCAGCCACGCCGCCCACUGAAACCAUUACGCAAAGAAAAGCCUCUCCGAGGAGCGCAGACAGCCGCAGACAGGCAGACAUACAGGCAGACACACAGGCAGACACACAGGGGGGGGACUGCUGCAUGCAUCCGACAGAAGAACAGACAAAAGAUGGAUGAACAUGUUGCCACCAAAGAGCUGUGACGUCGCUGUGAAGUUGUCGAUGGACGGUGUGUUUUCUUAACUUCACUUGGAGUUGUGCAACCUUUCUACUAGACCUGUUUGACGUACCUUCUCGAAAAUAAUCGCUGUUGUCUGCCAGUCAAUAUAAUAAGACAUCACCUACCUAUCUUUAAAAAAAUAAAAUAAAAAUGGAGACUCUUUCCCAAGACUCCAUCCUGGAGUGCCAGAUCUGCUUUAACUACUACAGCCCCCGCCGGCGGCCCAAACUCCUGGAUUGCCGUCACACGUGCUGCUCGGUGUGUUUGACCCAGAUGCGCAGCAGCCAGAAGGAGAUCCGUUGUCCCUGGUGCCGCAGCGUCACCAAGCUCCCGCCGGGCCUGUCCGUCUCCCAGCUCCCAGACGACCCGGACAUCAUCACCGUCAUCGCCAUCCCUCACGCCUCCGAGCACACGCCCGUCUUCAUCCGCCUCCCCAGCAACGGCUGCUACAUGCUGCCGCUGCCCGUCUCCAAGGAGCGGGCGCUGGGCCUCCCCGGGGAGCUGGGAUGUCGUUUCCUGCCCGGCGGCCAGCAGAAGGGGAUGACGGUGGUGACCAUGCCCGAGCAGCAGCCUCUGGGCCUGGCUAUGGGUCUGGAGGGGAUGAGGAUGGGGCUGGACGUAGGCGAGGGCGAGAGGAGGGUUAAUGGCCCCGUUGGAGGAGCAGGAGGGAAGGGCUCCACGUGGUCCGGCGUGUGCACGGUGAUCCUGGUGGCGUGCGUGCUGCUCUUCCUCCUGGGCAUCGUGCUGCACAACAUGUCCUGCAUCUCCAAACGCUUCACUGUCAUCUCUUGCGGCUGAGGGCGGUGGGGGAGGCUGCUCGGACUGCCGCGGACCCCCCCUCCUGGAUUUCCCCUGCUAGCCCUGCUUCUCCUCAAAGACAGGACUCUGCUGAGGAGAGGGGGACUAAACUCACAUCACGGGCGUCCAAGGAAACUCCAGAGCAACAUAAGUAGAUUGGAGAUGAAGAAGCCAUUGUGUCCCAUUUCCUUUAUUUGGGAGACUGAACUUGAGAUGGAAAUAAAGAUGCAAACCUUCACUUCCCUCUUUCCGGCCCAGAAACUCCUGUCCUUUUCCUGUCCUUCCGUUUUCUCUGAAAGAACGCUUUGGGAAUUACUCCAGAAAUGUUUUUUGGCCAGCUGAAAUGUGUUUUCCCAGCUGAUAUGUUUUUGGCUAAGGGGGCCCGAUCUAAUAACUCACUCACAAUCACAGCCGUUGGAUUGCCUGUUUAGUCUGUGGUUGGUAGAAGUGCAUCAGUUUUCAUAGUGUUGUUUCGCUGAGUGUAGGUUCCAAGUGCGCUGUCUCCAGCCGGUGCUGCAGUACUAAAGGGUUCGGACUUGGCUGCUCUCCGUCCUCUGAUGCUGCAGGAAUUAACUGUGCAGGAUCCACGUCUGGCUCUGUCUGAAUCAUCGGGGAAACUCAAAAUCAACACAGCUUUUCUGUUGUUUUUUUUCUCCCUUUCAUACAACCUGAGAACAAACUGUUGCUAUAAUGGGUCCAUGUAGUUAGUAAAAGGACGGACAAAAACAUGGAUUGGACUGUUCAUUCAUGCCAUCUUAUUACCGGCCUAGACAAAAAAAACAUGGGAUGUGUGUUGCUUAAUUAAGGUGGAAAAGUUUGUAUUAGUGAUGAAACGAUUAGGCAAUGAAAAUAUGAAGAUUUGUCAUUUUCUUGCUUGUUUACUAGAUUUUUUUUCUGUAAAUUCUACAUAAUUGGACACAACUUAUUUGAAAUCAUCACUUGGGCUCUCAAAAAUUGGGAUGGUAACGUUUUUCCGAAAGAAAAAAAAAAAAGAAAUUAAGAAAUGAUUGAUUAAUUGGUAGUGAAGAUGAUCACUUUCUGUCCUGUUUUGAAUGUGGUGGUAGCACUUUGUGCAGCCUUUUAUUAGGAUCUUAGGUUCCAAUGCUUUACAGGCUAACUGAAACAGGAAUUAUUCAAAAUACUAUAUUUGCCAUUGAAAACAUUUUAAAAGGAACAGUUUGACAUUUUGGUAAAUGCACCCUUUCACAUUCUGUCUAAGAAUUAGAUGAGGAGUUUGACACGUCUCUCAUAUCUGUGCGCUAUACAGUGAACCAGGUGGCGAUUAGCUUAGCUUAGCAUAAACUGGUAGCAGAGGGAACAUUAAGACUGGCUCACUUUACCAGCACCUCUAAAGCAGAGUUAGAAACACGUUGUAUUGUGUCUAAACUAAAAUGUAAUGUUGUGCUAGAUGCUAGGCGACAUGUGUUACAGCCCAUAACUCCAAAUAAAACCACAGCUAUAAAUGUUUGUAUGGUUUCAACAACAAAAAAUAUAUUUUUAACAAUUUAAAGCAAUUUGUGAUUUGAAUCUGUCUUUGUUGAUGUGUUUUCUAACUUUGAAAAGAGCACGUGCUACAUGCUACAUGCUACGUGAGUUGGUUGCAGCUCAAAACUCCCCAUGAAUCCACAGCUUUAAAUUGUAAGGUUUACAAAUAAGCUGUGUUUUCUUAUUGUGUUUUUUUAACUUUGAAGAGGAGCAGGGUACAGACAGAUUUACAUUAUGCUACAUGCUAAUAAUACAAUAGUUGCAGCAUGUAACCCCUCAUUAAACCAUUAUUUCAUUUGACUUUAAAGAUAGCCAGGCUAGCUGUUUCCACCUGCUUCCAGUCUUUAGGCUAAGUUAACUAAGCUUAUCGCCUCGUAGUUAUAGCUCUGUAUUUGUACUUGGCAAGAAAUCCAAUAAGCGCAAUGUCAAACUAUUUCUUUAAGUAAAUAGAAUUAAAAAUAGAAGAAAAUUGGAGAUGAAAGGCAACAUUCUUGUUCUUUCUUCUUUGUUUCUCUUUUCCCACGGAUGCUUAGUGUUUUAUCUUUCAUCGAUUAUAGUUAACUGUCCAUCUACUUCUCACCCUGACCUGCAGACCUCCAUCGUCCAAACACACACCGUCCACUCCCUCCAUCUUAAUACCUUUACUUCAUUUCUAAACCGGUGGAUAUGGGCUCAACCAGGCGGUGCCGUGUUUGUUUGUGUGUGUGAGUAAUGGGUCAGUAACGGGUCAGGAGUGGGCGGACGCUGCAGGAUUCCAGUUAAUGACGGCCGCAUCGAUUUAUCUGCUUUUGAAUAUCUCUCGCAUCCGCAGAGGUGGAUGCUUCUCCCUUUUUCCCCACUUUUAUAUGUUGAGGCAAGCAAUUUGUCUGUUUACUGUAUCGUUAAAGCAAUGGAGUGUACAGUGCACACAAACAGGGUCUUGUACAGAAUGAUUGUAAUUUUCUUUGUUUUAUUUUCUGAUAACUUUCUUAUUUUAACAUGUUUUUACUUGGUUAUUAUUAAGAUUAUUAUUAAGAGGGAGCUAUUUUUCAGUACACUUCAGGGCACUUAGAGAUGGCAUGACACACCAGUGACACAAUAUAAGGAAAAUAAAGUGUUUGGGAUUUUUUGGUAUUACGUAUAUAAAGAAUUAUAUACUGUACCAAAAUGCUAUAUAUACUAUAAUGCGUUCUGUAUAUCCUCAAAUAAU